Messenger RNA from Carassius auratus (goldfish), 4311 nucleotides. RefSeq names its product serine protease 23-like. Gene Ontology annotation, molecular function: serine-type endopeptidase activity. Bases 407 to 1537 code for a protein of 376 amino acids. The transcript has 2 exons. The record is from RefSeq and is a predicted model, not a curated record. Lineage: Eukaryota; Metazoa; Chordata; Actinopteri; Cypriniformes; Cyprinidae. Gene Ontology annotation, biological process: proteolysis.
GAAGGAAUUGCAGUACUGACAAAGUAUCUGUUCACACAUAGAUAUUGCUUUUGGACGCACCGUCUUUGCCUUGAUCCCUGCGGCGGCGGAGGCACUAGGACCGCGCGGAGAGCCGCAGCAUCGUGCCUCGGUUAUUGGGCUUGCACGACCUCAGUUUUGCACUACACCAUUCAACGGAGGGCAAGUGUGGUGUCUGAUGCGAUGAAAUAAGGGCCGUUGAAAAGAAUCAGUAUCUGAAGAAAGACUAGGCUUGUGUGUUUUUGGCGGUCCUGUCUCGCACUUCACAGUGGAGAUGGGAGUAAACCUGGAGGCUGGGAUACCCAGUGAACUUCCAGGAGAAGAAUAUGUGAUUUGGAUUUAAACUCGCCUUGGACAUUAUUAACACAGCUUGAAGGUUGCAUAAGCCAUGAUGCCUAACCGGAGAUUGGGUCUGGCCCAUCCUUGCUGUAUUGGCCUGCUCUUCCUACUCCUCCUGCCCAGCUCGGUUUCAGUGAGAGAAUCUGGCCAUCAGUCCCAUGCCCACCUCCCCUCGCUGAAACCUCACGCCACCCUGCCUCUGUCCCGCUCUCGCUUCAGUGCCAAAGCUCAGCUGGACCUCACUACCCACUGCAACGAGAGCUGCUACCACAAAGGAGAAGACACAGAUAAAGAACAACUAGCUUUUGAAACUCUUUAUGCAGACGGCUCGCGAACUUUAACCACUGUUGACCUGGAAGAGAACGACAGUGAACUUCAUGUCAGGCGGCCCAAAGUAACCACGCCCAGACGCAAGCGGCUAAAGCGCCAGAUCUACGGUUCAGACGGGCGCUUUAACAUCCGUGGUGACCACUUCCUUCUGGACUACCCGUUCUCCACAGCUGUCCGCAUCUCCACCGGCUGCACUGGAGUUCUGGUGUCCCGGCAGCAUGUCCUGACCGCUGCCCACUGCGUGCAUGAUGGGAAGGAUUACGUCAAGGGAGCGAGGAAACUCAGGGUGGGCUUUCUAAUCCCUCCGUCUGUUAACGGUACAAAGCCGGGUCAGGCUCCCAUGAAGAAACCCUUGGUGCGCUGGGUCAGAGUUAAACGCACACGAGUUCCUAAAGGCUGGAUUCAAGGCCCUCAAGACGUCAGCAUGGAUUUUGACUACGCACUGCUUGAGUUGCGUUGGCCUCACCGGCGUCCCUUCAUGCGGCUGGCUGUGGCACCCUCCUCAGACAGUUUGGCUGGUAAACGCAUCCACUUCUCUGGAUUUGACAGCGACCGGCCUGGGGAACUGGUGUACCGCUUUUGUCCCGUGGAGGAUGAGUCCAACGAUUUGAUCUACCAGCACUGUGAUGCCCGCCCUGGAGCGAGCGGUUCUGGCGUUUACGGCCGCGUGUGGGAUGAUACAUUAGAGCGAUGGGAGCGCAAGGUCAUUGGGAUCUUCUCUGGACACCAGUGGCUGGAAAUCAACGGCGAGAAUCGCGAUUACAACGUGGCUGUUCGCUUCACUCCGCUGAAGGUUGCUCAGAUCUGUUACUGGGUUCAUGGAAAUGAGGUGGACUGCAGUCAAGACUGAAAAUAUGGCACAGAGGAAUGGGACAACAUCAAAUCAUUGGACAAAAUAUGAUAUGCCUGGUGUUUGAAACUGCACUUUAUAGUCCUUUUACAGGUGUGGCUACUGAAUCUGAGAAGAAAAAAGUUGUCCAUGGUUGGAGGAUAGCUACCCACACAGGCUUCGAUCUCUCGCAUGGGUUGAGCUGGAACUUUGUUUAACCACUACCUUUAGUUUUUGCUCACUUUACUGUCAAUGUUACUCAUAGAUUUAGACUUUGAUUCCUACAACCCAGUAGAAUUAUCUGUCGAGUCUUUGCCUAUGUUCAAUAGACACAGCCUUGCUUUGUUCACAUUACACAUUAUAAAUGCUUCAAGCUGUUAUUUGCACUUUUAGAAAGUAGAUUUGGGCUGGAGACAGGUUUUCUUCUCACAUCACUUGGGUUUUGGUUAACACUAGAUUAACAUACAGUUUAUUUGGUGACUAAAAGUAGAUGCAAAAUGGCUACGCUUCCUUCUUUUCCAUCCCUGCAUAUCAUUUUGGUCUACUAAGCAUACCAUUUUUUUAUAUUUUCUGAUUUAUUAUUAUCACGGUAACAUCAGAUCGAUGACUGUGAGAUGUGUUGUAUGUGUGUUAAAUUGAGAGUUAGUAAAACAGAAUUUUAAAGUAUACUUUUGAAAGCAUUUGUUUGUUAACGCAAUCAUCUGGCGCUUUGAAUAUAGUUCACUAUUCUAUAGUUACUGGAUGAAGACCUCAUAUUGGUAACAUUACAGUAUGUUUAGAGAAAUUAUUUAUAUUCUUUUAUGUUGGAUUAAUAUAAAGACUGGACACAAACUACGAGAAAGGGUGUGGGGUAAAUCUUGAUUAUAAUUCUAUUUUUAAAAAGCUUUUAUUUUAAUAAACUUAAGUAUGUCUGUUGUUUUUUGCUGUCAUUUUCAUUCCAAUUAAAAGUUUAGCGGUCAUUUUGUAAUGAGGACUUUUUAUUUUCUGUGGAAGCUGUUGGAAACACUAGAUAUGAUUCUGUGUGGUUUGUUUCAAGAAUUAUUUGGGAGAGCGCGAUUACAAUUUUGGGGUCUGUAUGUAAAAUGCGACACUGGUACCCUCUGGUGGUAAGAGCAAAUCCCGAGAAAAGGAUCCUGCCAGUCAUUACAGGCACAGUAACACUUUUGGCUGGUAUUAUGUUUAUUUAUAAUAUACUAGUUCAGUGUUGCAGUAGCUACUGAUUUAUGGUUUGUUAAUUCAUAAUCUCAGAAUUACUAGAGUGCACUGGGAAAAGGUCAGAGAUUGUAGUUGAGCACAGGAAGGUGGAUGGUUGAUGUUUUUCAUAGGGGUUUGGAAAUCUCUACUGCCCUCCACUGCUUCACGUGGGUACAUCUUUAUUAUACUGGCAUGAUUACAGUAUUAGGUAGAAUUACAGUAGCUCAGUGUUUCAAUAUAGGACACAUUUUCCAGUAAUUAUUUUUAAAGGAAAACAUAAACAAAUAUAAUUAAAUAUUAUAUACUAGUUUAUUCGAAUGUUCUUCAUUUCUUUUUUGGCUGCUUCUGAUCAGAAAUAGGUUAGUUUUCAGGUUGCAUACUACUACUACUACUUUGACCCUCUACAUACUAGCAUAAAGCAAAUUCAGAUACAGUGGUACAUUACAUUAAUCAGAGUAUAGACUCUAGCAUUCACCUGCCCAUUUAAGUUUUGUCUGCAUUUGAUUCUUUUGGGUACCAAGAGUCAGAUAUCGAGCCGAAACAAAACAGACCUGUAAUAAACGGAUGUGUUCAGGAACUGAGUCAAUGAAGUUUGUUUAAAAGGGACUUUGUAGCUGACGUUCAGCAGUUUGAUAGUUAUCUUGGAAUCAUAAUUAUAUUUGAACUAAAUGCACUUAUUUGCAAUCCAAGAAGUUUAUUUAUAUAGUAUAAAAAGCUAUUUUUUUAUUAUUAGCUUCAACUUGUAGUGUACUGAGGGCACAGGGCAGUUUUACAAUACUGUAUUUCCACAGUUGCAUCCCAAAACAGCCACCCAUCAAAUCCAUAGGGAGGAUGAGAAAGCAAUCAGAGUCUAUUUGUUGGGAUCCAUUUGAAACUUUAUGAUUUUUGCAAAUCAUCACAUAUUUCAGUGCAUAAACCAUGCUGAAAUCUGAUAAAACAGCAUUUUUUUUUGCAGAAUAUAAACACAAAUGUAAGCAAACAUCUUUUAUAUUGGUUUACAGAUCAAUGCUUAUUCCAAAAUUAACAGCCAACUUAGAUUCGAAUGGGGCAAAGCAAAAAUAAAAAGUCCCUUUGCACAGAGGAUUUACCAAACAUGAAGAAUCAAACCAGUUGGAACACAACAGUUGUUUAGUGCUUUUUUUAUUUUUUAUUAGAGAUAAGGAGACGAUACAAAACAUCCACUGACCAAUAUCCAUCAAAGCUCUGUACACAGGCUGCCCAAAUAUAUCGCUCCCAUCUAAACAAUUCGUGUCCAUCAGUCCACUCAAUCCAAUUCAUCAACAGACCGCUCACUCACUAGGACCCAGAUUUUACAGGUAGAAGGAAUGUGUACAAUUUCUUGACACCAGUGCCAUGGUUUUGAAUUACAUUUGGAAAUAUUUAAUUCACUAGGAAUUACGGAAUCAUUAAAACAACUUGAGCUCAAAAUAAAACAAACUAGGGAAGGGGGAAGUAAAUUGUGCUCCCAGAAUGGACCGACAAAGUUGUGAGAUUUUGGAGUAAAUUUUGUACUACACCUAGUCUUUAACAACAUACAUACACACACACACACACACACACUUAUUAUAAAAAUAAAAUGGUAAAAAAAAAAAAAAAAAAAA